AUGGAAAGCUGUCCCACACCCUGUGUGCCACAGUCACACAUUUAUGCGGACAUAGAUUUCAAUGUUCGCUCACUUUUGUUGAUUUUGAGCGGUACGUCAACGACUGAAGAAGGCGACAUCCUAGAACUAGAAGAUAUCUAUCAGUUACGAGAGGACCUUGAGGUUCUGAUACGAAAUGUAUCGUAUUAUCACCCGAUCCAGGAACUCCAUGAAAGGAUUCUAUCGUUGAAAACAACGGUUGAUCAAUUUACAAAACAAGAAAUCAGUAUAGAAGAGAGAGUCAGAUUUCAAUAUCAGAUGCAUUCGGAUGAAACGAAAGACAAAUUCACGGAUGUCUCAAUAGUUUGCAGCAAAGAGCGGGAACGAAUCGAAGAACUUGAGAAGAAUGAAAUCAGAUAUAAAAGUGCAUUGGAAAAUAAAAAUAGCAGAAUAAAGUCAUUAGAAGAGAAGGUAGCCAUCCUGUCAGAGAGUAAUGAAAAAUUAUCUUCCACAGUUAGCCAAAUGAAAGAGUGGAAUGUAACAUUUGCAAAUACGAAAGACUGGAUUUUGAAGAAUACUCACAAUCGACUCUCCAUGUGCAGUGCAGAACUAUCUUUCUUCAAAACAACAUUCAACGAGGCAUGUAUUAUUUUCAUCUCUGUAUAA
Molecule: messenger RNA, 645 nt
Organism: Saccostrea cuccullata (small rock oyster)
Lineage: Eukaryota; Metazoa; Mollusca; Bivalvia; Ostreida; Ostreidae
Exons: 3
Coding region: 1-645 (214 amino acids)
Source: RefSeq, a predicted model, not a curated record